AUGGCAUCCACCACGGCCAUGACCAAGCCUUGGCUCGAGCAUGACGCCAUUCCCAUCCCCGCGCUGCGCUACUCGCCGCCAACGGAUGCAGAUGGCAAGCCCAUCUUUGCCCCCGUGGAGAGCAAGAAGCCCCCCACGGCAGAUUUUCUCCGUCCUCCCCGCGAUGACGACGGCAACCUUGUCACCCUCCCACUGCUCGCCGCUCUUCGCGCCCGCAAGGCUGCUCGCGCCGCUGCCUCCGCUGCUUCUCCCAAGAAGACCAAGACCAAGACCAUCGGCCCCAUGAAGAACGACGCGCGCCCCGUUUUCUUCCCCGGCUGCAUGCCCGGCUCCCAGCCCGGCCGCGUCCUCUGGCUGCAAGGCCUCGAUUACUUUGCCGCCUCCCGCGCCGAACUCAAGGCGGGAAAGAAGGGCAGGGGCGGCAGCGGUCGUAGUCGCCCGCCGAAGCACGUUCGCGAGCAGAAUGCACACAAAGAGGAGGUGCUAGCUGAGAAGCAGUGCAAGUUCAUCGAGAAAAGUUGUCCGGGGGUGAAGUAUGGGGAGGAUAAUGAGGGGAAGAGAAGGGAGAGGGAGGAAAAGGAGAGGAUGGGGAGGGAGGCUAUUGUCAAGAGAAUCAAGGAGCAGAUUGAGAAAGGGGUUCGGUAUUGA
This is a messenger RNA of Neurospora crassa OR74A, 648 nucleotides long. RefSeq lists its product as hypothetical. Lineage: Eukaryota; Fungi; Ascomycota; Sordariomycetes; Sordariales; Sordariaceae. The coding region runs from base 1 to 648 and encodes 215 amino acids. The record is from RefSeq and is a predicted model, not a curated record. The transcript has 2 exons.